Molecule: messenger RNA, 4847 nt
Organism: Patella vulgata (common limpet)
Lineage: Eukaryota; Metazoa; Mollusca; Gastropoda; Patellidae
Product: PDF receptor
Exons: 3
Coding region: 1964-3271 (435 amino acids)
Biological process (GO): cell surface receptor signaling pathway; adenylate cyclase-modulating G protein-coupled receptor signaling pathway
Cellular component (GO): plasma membrane
Molecular function (GO): G protein-coupled peptide receptor activity
Source: RefSeq, a predicted model, not a curated record
UCAUAGCAGACGACCGUAUCGCAAGUUUUGCCGCCAAUAUCUGACACGAGAUAAAAGUUCUUUAAUUCAUGAACGGCUACAGUACGGUGUUUAUUUACCCGAGAACUAUUUCACUUUAAAUGUUGCCAUCAGAUAGGGCAGCCAGUUAAUAGUCGAAGAAAUCAGGAAAUACAUCGCAGUUUUCCAAACCAUGACGAAAAUAUACUAUCUAACGACUGGAUGAUGAAAACUAAAGUGAUCUACAAUGUCAAUCACAGAUGGUUUAAUUGUAUUUUAACUGGAUAACUGCGUCUAAAUGACUAAAUACUGGCGAUAUUUGAUUUAUGUUUCCAUAGUAACGGGAUUAAUAAGCUGAAUAUAAAACUGUUGACGCAAUGGGCGUAUGUCAUUUUGGAAUCUUUCCGGCUGCUUUAUUAUUUUGAAAUUUGUGUUUUAAUGUAAAAAGGAAAAGAAGCACAAACUAUGUGGUUAUAAAUAGCCGUAUAAACAAUAUAAAAACUUCCUAUUUCAGAUUUUGAUGUAAAACAUGAAUUGCAAUUUUUACCUGUAUUCUGGCGAUUCUCCAGUGCGUAACAGAUAAAAAAAAACCUCCACGCCAAAGGCAGAACUCGUGUAUAAUUUAUUUGAUAAGUGUAAAUAUAUCUGACUUUAAACGCAGACUGAAGUGACGUUGAUAUAAACAUAUUUUUAAUUGCAUUAUAUGUUAGGAAGUUUGACAGUAAAGCAUCGUUUAAAAACAUUAAUGUAUAAACAAACGAUAUUGAAUAACACGACGAAUGGGAAUAAUUCUUGGCGGAAUUACUGAAGAACAAAAAACGGACAGAUAGAAGUCUGUGUAAGGAAAGAUAACUCUAAUUAUGUGUUUAAUUGGUUUUAAAUAAAGGUUGCGUAAUAACAAAGAUAAAGGCGAUUUCAUAACAGAGUUGGUGUUCUUGCUAAUCAAACACGGUGCGGGAAUAUAAACACGAGAGAACUGGAUCUUCUCGUCUGUCCUCUAGGGUAAUAUAGCAUAGCUAAAGUUAAUACAUUCUGACCGGGAACGUUCAUUAGCAACCCUUCGUUACCUACAGACGGAUUCGGAAUGCCGAGCUUUUAAAAGAACCUUCUGGACAAACGUGCUUUCAUUCUUCCCUUUACAUUCGAAGAAGGGCUAGAUACGGGCAUCGCUGGCUGAUUAAAGAUUUCAAAGUCAGAUUUUUUUAAGCGGACCUAAAAAUUACAGAAACUCUUUCCCGUCUGGUGUGCAAAAGUGCUGAUAUUCUUUGCUCUUUUUUUUUAGCUUAAACGGAAAAGACUCCAUUUAACGUACGUGUCCGAAUGAUUACAUGGCUUAACUUUGUUCGGCUUAGUUUUGUUUUAUUUGAGAAAAAUUAAAUGAGGUGUUUGUUUUUUCGUCUCUGACGGAGUACAUUGCUACAAUUCUCGAAGUAUGGACAUCACUAAGUGCGACUACACAAUAAAUCGUGAAGUGAAGCAAUAAAUUACUUCCAGCUUGCGGUACAUUCUUUAUAUAGUGGAAACAAAAAGGUGUCGAGUGCGCUGUGGUUAAUUAAUAGAAUUACCAGCGAAUCGGUGUUGUGAGAGGAAAGUAAAAAGUGGCUAUUGGCAGUGAUAUAAGUGGCCCUGCUGUGAAGAAGAGAGUCUACUGUGUUUUAGAUUAAGAGAGAACUUGAAGAUACAAUGAUUCUGUUUUUACAGGAAUGUGGAGUGUAUUACCCAACAUUCAUUCAAAGUGAAAAGAAAAACGUGUUGCACGGAUGAAUCAAAAGUUCCAAACAAUUUCUGAAUUCUUUGGGAUAUUUUUUUGGUAAAUUGUGCCGUUAUACGCAUUUCUCUCGCUCAAUACAGUGUGAUUAAUUGAAGACUGAAACAUUACAGGCAUAUUGGGACAUUACAGGAUUUCUAUAACACAAAUAUGAUUAGAAGCCUACCACGCGAAUAGAUUCAAUUUCUCUGUUCAAAAAUGGAAUUUAAACAGGAUACGGGAGCCCAUCUGGGCAACAGUCUGGAAGAUUGUUUGGAUGCUUUAGGAAAUUUCUAUGAGUUAGGUUACCCACCUGGGAAGUUUUGCAAUGUAACGUUUGACGGAAUAUUGUGUUGGCCGCCAACUCUUGCCGGUAGUACAAUACGCCAGGCGUGUCCGACUUUUAACAGUGAAGGUUUUUACGCCUACAAGUCUUGCAAUAAGGACGGGACGUGGGCAGUUAUCGGCGACCCGGUUGAUCUGCCAGGGCUGGACAAUUCAGCGGGUUUCACAGAUUACACACAGUGUUUAACUAUUGCGACACUCGAAACGUCGACUACGUCAGAAGAAGCUGUGUCCUCGGAUUUUCACAGAGCCAUGAGAAUUGGCGAGAUAUUACAGUUCAUUUUAUCAAGUGUGUCCAUUGUAUCGUGUCUCAUCGCCAUUUUGUUUUACAUUAUCAUCGCAAGAAAGGGCAUGCGAUGCAGAGUUGUCAUUCCACUUUUCUUGUCAGUGAUGAUGUAUCAUAUGAUGUCAUUGGUUGCCAUGACAUUACGCCACACCGACAAAUCUGAGGAUGAAGUUCACAGGCGAGAUUAUUUUUGCAAAUUGGAAAUUAUUAUUUUAAAAUAUUCAGAAACUGCUAUUUAUUCGUGGUUAAUGGUGCUGGCGAUUUUCUAUCAUCUAAAAGCCUUACGGAGUCCUGUGACGUGUACCGCAAUGUGUGUGAUGUACGUCAUUGGUCUGGGUAUUCCCAUAGUGACGACUGGCACGUGGUAUCUUUGUGUGACAUUUCUAAUAGAAAUGGACAAUUCGUGUUUUGUCAACUUUCUGUCACAUCCAUCAAUAUGGUUAACUGUAACACCUAAAUUUUUAUGUAUUAUGGUGACUUUUUGUAUGUUGGUCGUCUGUUGCUAUGCAUUUUUCCGAUACGGUGACAACGGUCACGCGGAGCAAUUAGGUGAUAUUUUGGUUGCUAGGCAAGGAACACACAGAGCAUUCAUGGUCUCCAUGAUUUUAACAACACUGGAACUAUAUCUUCUCGUGAGUGAUUUUUCCAAGGGUAUCCCGGGCAUGGAUGAAUACACCACGCAUUAUUUUCUGUGGAUAGUGUGCAUGAGAACCCGGGGACUAUUUCUGGCCAUUUUCUUGUGUUUUGUUGAUAAAGAAAUUUGGUCCUGUCAGUUAUCAACUUUAGAGAGUUCCCAAGACAACAUUAAGUCGAGUCGUGAACACAAGAAGAACAAUAUUUGUACGACAACGAUAGAGGACUUUGAUGACUUGUUUACCGAUGACGAUAUACCAUGAAAAAAGUGUACCCCAAUCCCCUUAACCUACCCCCGUUUUAAUAAUUGACCUUUCAAAAGACAACUUCUUGUUUGAUCGCUCCAAAAAGUUAAAGUAUUAUUAAUGGCCGACCCCAAUCCUCUUAACCUACCCCCGUUUUAAUAAUUGACCUUUCAAAAGGCAACUUCUUCUUUGAUCGCUCCAAAAAGUUUUAUGACCGACAUCUAAUCCUUUCAAAAUAUUGGCCUCUGUUGUUUGAUUCAUGUCUAAUCUGUCAAAGAUAUUCUGUUGAAUAGGUGAUCUCGAAAUAAUUGGACGUAGAAUCUUUUUUCAUAAUUUUUGAAGUCACUUUAAAAGUCUCCAUUACAAGAGCGAAUAUAUGCUGAAUAUGAUGUCAUUUUCAUUUUUUUGAAAUUGUCAUACUCGAAAUUUGAAUUAUCCUCCACUGAGAUCUUACCAGAUUUCGACCAUCUAUCUUGGGACAUACUAAAAGUAGAAGUGUGCCUUGAAAAUAUCGUGCCGUGAUAAUAACCAUUUCCUACUAAUCACAUCGAAAAGUUGGACAAUAUUUUAUUAAUGUUUUGUGUUCCGUGUAACGUUCUUCGACCUGUUGAAAAUCGGUAACAAUUUGAUUUCGGUAACUAGUAUUCCACAGAAUUCCGUGGCGGGAGGAAUUUCCGUAGUCAGAUUAAAAUCUGACCUUACAUUCUUUUCUUUUUUACGGCAGUGGUAUCCACCCUUUUAUCUAGCGCUAGUCAUUCAACAGACACUUGGCGAACCUGAAAGGAUUUUAUCCAAUCGCAACAGCUAUAAUUAGAUUUCAGAGAGAACAGAAAAUUCAUAAAGAAUUUGAUAGAUCUUCGAGUAAAUAAAAUAACUGGAAUGAAAUAAAUAUUUCUGUAACGUUAAUGAUAUGGAGUAUGCUUUAGGCCCAUUUUUGUUACAAGUUGUCGGAGUUCACUCUUUCGAGAACAUCGGAUACGACUUCUCAUUUCAGGGGUUCACAAUGUUAUUGUAUUUCUGCAUUGAUAACGCAUAAUAGCUCAUUUUUGUUACUGUUUUUAUCACAUAAAGAUACAUUAUGGGAGAUUCGAUAACGAGUUGGCAGUUUUCACUGUAAUAGUUAAAGACUAGAUAAUGUAAAGGCAAUUUGAUCCACUAUGAACCGAGAACAAAGCGAUUGAAAUUCCGCCUAGCCUUGAUCAUCAUUACUAAAGUCAGUACGAAAAACAGCAUAGUCUCGAUUAUCGAUUUAAUCGUUAAAUCGUGAAGGAAAGUUAUGCAGUAAAUCGGCUCACAAUCCACUAAAGAUCGCAGGCUAGCGAUACCAUCUAGACUCGAUUAUGGUCUGGAUAAGUUAAUUAAUGUCUAAUGAAUAAUUUAGAUAACAUUUCAGGCCCAAAGAAAGACCUGGAAUAAACAGAUUUAGCUCUUGCAUAAUGCAUGUUUAAUGAUAUGAAAUAGGGUUUAACGUCCUACUGUUUUAUGCUUCAACUGAGAUAACUAAUUUGUGUAACGGUUUUUAUCACAUUACAUUUAUCUAGUGAGACAUGACUGGUUUGUUAUUAUAAGAAUAAAACUACUAAUUUAUAGUUUA